AACAAUGGCCUUUAAUCCCUCUCUUCUAUUAGGAGCUUUCCUCCUCCUCCUCCUUGUGUCAAUACCUAUCACUGUUCACUGUAAAGAUCAUACCGGAAAAUCCUUCGAUUUCCUGCACCACUUGGAGGGAUGCCACAAAGGCCAGACAGUGAAAGGCCUUCAUGCGCUCAAACGCUAUCUCCAAAAGUUUGGGUACUUGAACUAUGGUCAUGAUCAUCAUGAUUCAUCAAAGAAUAGAAAUCUCAAGCAUGCAAACAACGAUGAAUUUGAUGACCUUUUAGAGUCUGCAGUGAGAGCAUACCAAUCAAAUUAUCACAUGAAGGUCACCGGAAUCUUAGACUCCGACACCAUUCAAGAAAUGAUGCUCCCAAGAUGUGGGGUGCCCGAUGUUGUCAAAGCCACAAACGCAAUGUCGAGCAGAAAAAUGAAACAGUCCAAACUUUUCAACACCACUCCUCAAUACUCAUUCUUCCCAGGAAUGCCAAGGUGGCCUCCAUCAAAAACCCGUCUCACUUAUAGUUUCCGAUCCAGUGCAAAGGUUGUGGGAAUACAAGUACUGAGGUCGGUGUGCUCUCGAGCUUUUAGGAGAUGGCAAAAUGUCAGCCAUUUCACAUUUCAGGAAGCUCGGCGUGGUGCAACCGGCGACAUUGUUAUUGGGUUCCAUCAUGGUGGUCAUGGAGACCAGUACCCAUUUGAUGGGCCAGGCAACACAUUGGCUCACGCUUUUGCACCACAAAGAGGAUGGUUCCACUAUGAUGCUGAUGAGAAUUGGAGUACUAAUCCGGUGAACAUGACCCAAGUAGACUUGGAAUCUGUCGCUGUUCAUGAAAUAGGGCAUAUUCUAGGGCUUGGGCACAGUUACGAUAGGAAUGCCAUUAUGUUCCCAUCUUUUUCGCCUGGUACAAUCAAGAGAAAUCUGCGAGCUGAUGAUAUUGAAGGAAUCCGGGCGUUAUACUCUUAAAUACUACAUGGCAGAGGCUGAUCACCGCACUCCAACUCACAAACCUGCUCUGCUUUGAGGGUGGAGAUAUUAGAAAUAUUCAUUUUGGGGGGCCAAUUAGUAAUAUAAAAUUAAAUUAUAAAAAUAAAAAUAAAAUAAGUGUAACCAUUUUUAUUUCGGCACAUUUUUUUAUGUAUACUUCUAGGACCUUGUCCAUUAUAAUAUAUAUAUUUUUUACUAACCCAGUGCACGAGACUAUUAGGAUUUUAUGGUCUAAAAAUAAUUAAAUAUCCAAAUGUUCCUCGUCUUCUUACCUCUUAAUGAAAAGUCUGUCCGUUUCGGUCA
Molecule: messenger RNA, 1285 nt
Organism: Cornus florida
Lineage: Eukaryota; Viridiplantae; Streptophyta; Magnoliopsida; Cornales; Cornaceae
Product: metalloendoproteinase 3-MMP-like
Exons: 1
Coding region: 5-961 (318 amino acids)
Biological process (GO): proteolysis; extracellular matrix organization; collagen catabolic process
Cellular component (GO): extracellular matrix
Molecular function (GO): metalloendopeptidase activity; zinc ion binding
Source: RefSeq, a predicted model, not a curated record